Messenger RNA from Setaria italica (foxtail millet), 5022 nucleotides. RefSeq lists its product as uncharacterized. NCBI's taxonomy places the organism in Eukaryota, Viridiplantae, Streptophyta, Magnoliopsida, Poales, Poaceae. The coding region runs from base 356 to 4732 and encodes 1458 amino acids. Gene Ontology annotation, cellular component: nucleus. The record is from RefSeq and is a predicted model, not a curated record. The transcript has 21 exons. Gene Ontology annotation, biological process: protein phosphorylation; signal transduction. Gene Ontology annotation, molecular function: protein kinase activity; zinc ion binding; ATP binding.
UAUCCUCCCCACCUCCCCCACAACCCACCACCACCACCACCACCACCACCGUCAUCCGCCUCCUGAUUCCGGCGCCACCUAGUCGACCGACCGCCGACCCCCUCGCCGUCCCAUGCCCGCGGCAGCCGCUUGGCUGCACUGAGACGGGAGCGAGCGACCAGAGGCGAGGCCUGAUGCGGCAGCGGCAGCAAGGGGAGGAGCACCAGGAGCUGUUCGUGCAGUGGAGGCCCUGCGACAAGAAGAGGUCGUAGGCCCCGGCCGAAUCCGCACUCGGAUCCACUCAGCCACUCCGGCGUAGGUGAAAGGCGUGCGGUGGCGAGGACCGGCCGGCCGUAGCCGAGAAAGAGAAAGGAAUAUGAGCGGGUCCGUUGGGAGAACCCGGGUGGGGAGGUACGAGCUGGGCCGGACGCUCGGGGAGGGAACCUUCGCCAAGGUCAAGUUCGCCAGGAACGUCGAGACCGGCGAGAAUGUUGCCAUCAAGAUCCUCGACAAGGAGAAGGUGCUCAGGCACAAGAUGAUCGCCCAGAUAAAGCGCGAGAUCUCGACCAUGAAGCUCAUCAGGCAUCCAAACGUCAUCCGGAUGUAUGAGGUGAUGGCCAGCAAGACAAAGAUUUACAUAGUGAUGGAGCUUGUCACUGGGGGUGAACUUUUCGACAAGAUUGCUACGCGCGGAAGGCUGAAAGAGGAUGAUGCAAGGAAGUACUUCCAACAGCUGAUCAAUGCUGUCGAUUACUGCCAUAGCAGAGGCGUCUACCACCGAGAUCUCAAGCCUGAAAACCUUCUGCUUGAUGCUACUGGCGCACUCAAGGUGUCUGAUUUUGGAUUGAGUGCACUAUCUCAACAAGUCCGAGAGGAUGGUCUGCUGCACACAACUUGUGGAACUCCCAAUUAUGUUGCUCCCGAGGUUAUAAACAACAAAGGGUAUGAUGGAGCCAAGGCUGAUCUAUGGUCAUGUGGGGUGAUUCUCUUUGUCCUCAUGGCAGGGUACCUCCCAUUUGAAGAUUCGAACCUUAUGUCACUUUACAAGAAGAUCUUCAAAGCGGAUUUCAGUUGCCCAUCCUGGUUCUCCACAAGUGCGAAAAAGCUCAUCAAGAAGAUUCUAGAUCCUAAUCCUAACACUAGAAUAACUGUUGCAGAUCUUAUUAAUAAUGAGUGGUUCAAGAAGGGGUAUCAGCCUCCCAGAUUUGAGACAGCAGACGUAAAUUUGGAUGAUGUCAACUCCAUCUUUAACGAAUCCGGCGAUCCAGCACAGCUUGUUGUUGAGAGGCGUGAAGAAAGGCCGUCAGUGAUGAAUGCUUUUGAGUUGAUCUCUACAUCUCAAGGCCUCAAUCUUGGCACACUCUUUGAGAAGCAAACGGGUUCUGUUAAGCGAGAAACAAGAUUUACGUCAAGGCUUCCUGCAAAUGAGAUCUUGUCAAAAAUCGAAGCAGCAGCAGGACCCAUGGGCUUCAAUGUGCAGAAGCGCAACUAUAAGCUGAAGCUGCGAGGAGAGAACCCUGGAAGGAAAGGUCAGCUGGCCAUUGCAACAGAGGUUUUCGAGGUGACACCUUCACUCUACAUGGUGGAGCUGCGCAAGUCGAACGGCGACACCCUCGAGUUCCACAAGUUCUACCACAACAUCUCGAACGGGCUCAAGGACGUGAUGUGGAAGCCGGAGGGCAGCAUCAUGGAAGGCGACGAGGCGCGGCACCGCAAGUCGCCGUGGACGACGACUAGUGGAGCGGAUCCCCGGCUCGGAUCUCCCUCGCAUCACAGUAUCACACAAGUCACCACACGUCCACACCCCCACUGCCCCACACCACCCGCGCUCGCCCUGCUCCGCCCGGCCUUGACCGCCCGACCCGACCCGACGCGGGACCCCGAGGAGCGAGCGAGCGCGGCCGCGAUGCGCGAGGAGGCGCGGAGCUCGUCGGCGGCGCCGCCCGACCCGCCGCCCGCGAGGUCGGUCUCGCCGCCGCCCACCCCCGUCGCCAGUUCUGCUGGUGCUUCAUCACCUCCUGCACAAACUAAUGUAGCUAGUAUAGAUUGGUUAGGCAGUGACCAAGUGUCCAAGGCGGGAUCGUCUCAUGUCGCUCCACCUGCUUCUCAGCCUGCAUUUAGUACUAAUGCUGAUGGGGCUGCUGCGGAUUUCUCUCAAUCAUCGUGUAGACCAUGGGAACGAGGCGACUUGCUUCAUCGACUGGCCACGUUUAAGCAGUCAACAUGGGCUUCUAAGCCAAAGGCUGCUAGUUCAUUGGCUUGUGCUCAAAGAGGCUGGGUGAACAUUGAUGUGGACAAGAUUGAGUGUGAAUCAUGUGGUGCACAUCUUAUAUUUACUGCAUUGACAUCAUGGUCCCCUGCUGAAGUUGCAAAUGCUGGGGAAGCUUUUGCUGAGCAGCUUGAUGCAUCACACCAGAAUGAUUGUCCCUGGAGGGGGAAUAGCUGUGCUGAUAGCCUGGUCCAGUUCCACCUUACCCCGUCAGCUCUUGUUGGUGGUUUUAAAGAUCGCUGUGAUGGAUUAUUGCAGUUUGUAUCUCUUCCUGUUAUUGCCUCAUCUGCAAUUGAGAGUAUGAAGAUCACUAGAAGCGUUCAAAUUGAUCGCAUCUUAUCCCAAUCAGUUACAAUUUUGUCUGGGGAGCUGGGCUACAGAACAGACAGUACAACAGGAAUUGAUAUCAGCCAACAAGAUGAAAGCUGCGGCUACUCUCAAGCACAGAAGCUUAUUAGCGUUUGUGGAUGGGAGCCUAGAUGGCUUCCAAAUGUUCAAGAUUGGGAAGAAAAUUCAACACGCUCCGCCAGAAAUGCAGGUUCAGCUGAACCAGAUGGCCAGUUUCAUUCCCAAAUUCCUGAGCAUCACCAAAGUUCAUACUCUGCAUCAGUUAAGAAAGAGAAGGGAAAAGGAAAAAUGCGUGUCAAAGAUUCUGGAUGCAGCAUGAGAUCACCUUUGCUGGAUUGCAGCUUAUGUGGAGCUACAGUGAGAAUCUGGGACUUCAAAUCUGUGCCACGCCCUUCUCAUUUAAGUCUGAAUAACAUCGACAUGCCUGAUACAGGAAGGAAGCCUGUGUUGACCCGUGGAAUUAGUGCUACUAGUGGGAUCAAUGGAUUGGUUGCUGAAGUAGCAGAGAAAGAAAAUGUUGAAGGACGUGAUGAGGCAGGUACUGAUGAGCGUAAGUCUGUGUCAAAUGCUCAAGUUGACUUAAAUCUGACGAUGGCAGGAGGUUUGCCAUCAAACCAUUCUGCAUUGCCCCCGAUGCCUGGACAUUUCAGUUAUGGAGGAAUGGGAAGAGAUCUCAUUAUUGGGCAGCCAACUGGAAGUGAACUUGGUGGCCAUGCAGCUUCAUUUGAGUCUCGGGGCCCCAGUUCAAGGAAGCGUAACCUGGAGGAAGGUGGGAGCACAGCUGACAAGCCAAUAAACAGGCUUCAGCCUGCUGACAGCAUAGAGGGAACUGUCAUUGACCGCGAUGGUGAUGAAGUUGAUGAUGCCGCACAAGAUUCUGGUGCUCGGAGCAAAAGGCCUCGUGGUUUUAAUCUUUUUGAUAUCAAUCGCCCAUCUUCUACCGGAGCAGGUCCCAGCAGAAACUUAAGCUUUGACCUGGAUAUAGAUGUUAAUAGAUUUGAUACAUCUAAUGCUGAGGGCCCAUCUGCCCUUCACAACCCAUUUCCAAAGGAUUCUAUGAGGGCGUCUUCUGUUAUUGCAAUGGACACUGUUCACAGUGCAGAGGAAAAUUCAAUGGAGAGUGUUGAAUAUCAUCCAUGUGAUGGUGAUGAUGUUAAUAAGCCUUCUAGUGCACUCAGGAGUGGUGGAAUGAGUGAGGCAUUGGAUCUCAAUUAUAGCAACCAAGCACAGCAAAGCAGUUUUGUACAGCCUGCUGCUGAAACUGAAAGUAAUGCAAGAGAGAUAGGGGGCAGUAGUAUGAAUGGAGGGGAAGAAGUUCUCAAUGCAGAAACAACUCCUGCUUCUGCUAGAGAUCAGCUUAGCCUGGGGGUUAGUGGAGGGAGUGUGGGAAUGGGUGCUAGUCAUGAAGCUGAAAUUCAUGGGACUGAUAUUUCUGAGCAUAAAACUGGUAGCGUUGUUGGAGAUGCUGAUCCAAUUCCUGAGCUCAUCGAGAUUAUGGGCCACACUGGCGAGUCAGCCCCUGGACCUGCGUUGAUGGAUGAGUCUGCCCCUGAAGAAGUUGGUCGAGAAGAUCCUCAUGGUGAUAGCCAAGAUAUGGCGUCUCGGUUAGCGGUUCGAGCUGACAGUGGUUCAAAAAUUUGUGGUUCAACUAAAGCUGAUUCUGUUGAAAGUGGAGAGAAGAUGAGUCAUGCUGUAGCUCAUGAGAAUAGUGCACAUCCCUCUCUUUCUUGCAAUGCAAGAGUUUAUUCUGGCAUUGAUGCAUCGAAAGAGGAAGUGACUGGUAUUAUGCUGACUAAUGAUGACUAUGAUCCAGCAAAUGGGCUAGGAGCAACAAAUGGAGAAAACGAUUAUGAAACCGAACUUCCAGAUUUUGAUCCAAUAAAGCACCACAACAAUUACUGCCCCUGGGUAAAUGGAAAUGUUGCUGCUGCAUGUUGUAUUAACUCUGGUUCGAGCACGGCGCUCUCUGGCUGGCAGCUCACAGUAGAUGCCAUCGAGACGUUGCAGUCUCUUGGCCAAGCUCAGAAUCAGACUAUGCAGUCAGACUCUGCGGCUUCAUUAUAUAAGCUUUCUUCUGUGCAUUGCAUUGUCUCAUGUGGUAGGAUGAUCACGCCCCACCCAGCCGGAAGCUGCUGAAAAGGGCAAAUCACAGCAAGAGCUGAGCAUCAGAGCUUCACAUUUGGUCUUGGGAGAGCUCAGAAACCAUGAUCCGGGUGGGUGGGAAGGAGAGAAAUAAAAGCUUAGGUAGUUUUGUGUGCAGAUGAUUGGGUUUGCCUGCCGUCUUUAGCUAUGUCGGCUCGAUUAUUGUAUUUAUCUAUGUUCUAUGAGAUGACUUGAGCACCAAGACUUUGUAACUGGAUACUUGCCGUUUUUGCCAAUGACUUGUGCGAGUGGAUUAAUAUAUAUUUAACUUAGAAAUCUUGAAA